UGCUUGUUCCCGGUUUUCUCGCCCUUGUUUAUCUGGCUAGGGGCUGCGACUGGCGCCCCGCGGCAGUGCUUCCGCAGCCCGCGUAGCGAUGGCACGUGCUCUUUAUGAAACACCCGACAUACGCGUUCGAGAACAACAUAGGUGAACUUCGGAUUUUUAAUAUCACGUAUUUUUCAUAUGACUGCGAAAUGACUCUUUUUAUACAUUUUUAUUGUGUCAUUUGGAUAACGUUAUUGACGGUAUGCUGCAGUACGACAGGUCGGGAAUUACCGAAUGGUCAAAAUGUAGUAUCUGUAGCUCCGAUAGACGUUCCCGACGAGUCUAUGUAUCCAAGAUUCGCUGAGCCAAUUCCGAAUGUCACAGUCACCGUUGGUAGAGAUGCUUUAUUAGCGUGCGUUGUGGAUAAUUUAAGGGGAUUUAAGGUUGCUUGGGUUCGUAUGGACACGCAGACAAUUCUCAGCAUCCAUCAUAAUAUUAUUACUCAAAACAAACGAAUUAGUCUUUCUUACAACGACCAUCGCUCAUGGUAUUUGCAUAUCAAGAACGUUCAAGAAGUAGACCGCGGUUGGUACAUGUGUCAGGUCAACACAGACCCAAUGCGCUCCAGGAAAGGAUACCUACAAGUCGUCGUGCCGCCAUCGAUCAUCGAUAACAUGACGUCUACGGACAUGGUUGUCCGGGAGGGGACAGACGUUACCCUGGUAUGUCGCGCGUCCGGAUAUCCCGAACCUUACGCCAUGUGGCGAAGAGAAGACGGACAGGAUUUUAAUUAUAAUGGAGAGUCAGUUAGUGUUGUAGACGGGGAAACUUUAACAAUCUCAAAAGUAUCACGACUGCACAUGGGAGCAUAUUUAUGCAUAGCUUCGAAUGGUGUUCCACCGUCUAUUAGCAAACGCAUUAUGCUCAUGGUUCAGUUCCCCCCAAUGCUGUCAAUUCCAAAUCAACUAGAAGGAGCCUAUAUUGGCCAAGAUGUCACCCUGGAAUGUCACACUGAGGCCUAUCCUUCCUCAAUCAACUAUUGGACGACUGAUCGUGGAGAUAUGAUUAUUUCCGAAAUGGAAAUUGUAGGUGGCAAGUACGAAGCGUUCCCGGUGGAUAGCGGCUACAACAAAUUUAUGAUGCUGAAAAUUCGCAAUAUCACGAAGGAGGACUUCGGCUUUUACAAAUGUAUUGCGAAGAACUCUUUAGGAGAAACGGACGGAAUCAUCAAACUCGAUGAAAUACCAGCACCGCCAUCAGCGUUUACCACAACACAAAAAUCUGUGCUGGACAAUCAAACAAUAAGGAAAAAAGGUCAACUACAAAUAGCACAGAGGAAUGACGCAAUCAGCUCAACAUUUCAAGGUGAAGCCUAUGGUGAACAAAUAAGAGACUUCGAUUUCUAUGAAGAAGAAAGUUCCGCUGUUACUCCGACCUUAGAAAAAACUUUAUUUUUCAUAACGCUUCAACACGUAUUAAAGCAGGUGCUUUCCUGAUAUUGAUGUUUUAUAUAGCUAUGCAUGUUCCAUAAAAAUUUAAGUUUCCAUAACAUUUCUUUUAAGCUGAAAAGACAAUAAUAUUUAUCACGAAUACCUAAACUAAAUUUUUAAUCAUACUUAAACUUCGUAUUAACUUCAUGAUCUACUUGAAUCUCUGCUUUGUAUCUUUAGAAGCUUCGCAUUUAAACAAAUGGUGAAAACAAUCCAUAACAUGCUUUCUGACUUACAGUGUAAAUAGCUAAACGUAUUUUAUAAAUGUAUGUAAUUUUUUUGGUUAGCUUUUUUGGGUUAGAUUUGUUGAGAUAAUUAGAUUUAUUUUUGUUUUACUUUUCUUUAUUCUAAUAGUCUGUAAAUAUUUUAAAAUGGUAUGGCACGUCACUAGAGUGACAACGAAUUAACAUACGAAAAGAUAUACAUACUCCUAUAAUAUCUAAUUAUUUAUUAUAAGUGGUAUAUAAAUAUUAUUACAUGAUUACUACAGCUUAAUUUUUAGACUACGUAUAUUCAAUAAACAUUUUGCAACGAAAUAUUAACAUUCUUAGUAACUGAAGCAUGUGUUUAAAAUAUUUUUUGGUAUUUAUAAUAUUGAUGCCUUGAGUUGUCAAUCAUUUAUUAAUACGGUUCAGAAUUAAUAUCGUAUUACGAAGUCUAUAAGCUCCUUCGCUUCACCGUUAAUUGGUUUACUUCAAAGUAUUGUAAGAAAAUUUUAAAGUUUAGAUCACUUUAAUUGAUUUUUAUUAUGAAUAACAACAAAGAAUUUUAAUUAAACAUCAAUAUACUUAAAUUAAUUUUAUAUUAGAAUAUCUGUACAUGUUAGGAAUAUUAGAACUUACGAUCUUAUAGGGAUAGAAUGUUUUGUAAUGAUUCUUAAUAUGGAACUGCCAAAUAUAUGUGAAUAAAAUAAAGCAACGCUUACAUAUGUA
Messenger RNA from Danaus plexippus (monarch butterfly), 2401 nucleotides. RefSeq names its product lachesin-like. Lineage: Eukaryota; Metazoa; Arthropoda; Insecta; Lepidoptera; Nymphalidae. Bases 105 to 1475 code for a protein of 456 amino acids. The transcript is spliced from 11 exons. Gene Ontology annotation, cellular component: neuron projection. The record is from RefSeq and is a predicted model, not a curated record.